AUGAUCGAGCUUUUUGCAAUCUUCACGAAGGGAGGGUUUGGAUUAUGGGCGUUCCAGGAGGGAGCAGACCGUUUUGUAGAGGCAAUCAAUGCUUUCAUCAAAGACGUCCUCAUCCAAGAACGCGCAGUAACUCAUUUCAAAUACAAUGACGUUACCAUCAAAUUUAUUCUAGACAACGAAUUUGAGCUGGUGUUUGUAGUUAUUUACCAGUCUGCAAUUCAGUUGUCUUACACGGAUAAGCUUCUCACAGAUGUUCGUCAGCGGUUUCGCGACAUGUACAAGAAUGUGCUUUUAAACAAGCAAGUGCUUUAUCAGUAUGGACAAGAGUAUUUUCGUCAUUUCGAGAACGAAUUCGUCAACAUCCGUGAUGAUCUGAUGAGAAUGAACGUUAGGUCGACUGCUCUUCCGAAGAAACCUAGAACGUUCCAAGAAAGUGCGAAAUCACAGAAAACCAUAGAGUCUAUUAUUGUUAGUCGUCCUGGAGAGGAGAAGAAGCAGAAAAAGGUUGAGCCAUCAAAAAAGAUCAUAAAAGAGGAGACUACCAUAGUUUCCACGGAUUCGGGCAGCGAUGUAGGCUCUACUCCUGGUUCGCCAACCGAUGACAUUGUCAAAAGGAGAGAGCAGUUCUUGCGUAAGAUGAAUGCGAAUCCCAAAAAGGCUGCUCCGAAGACACCAGACACUGAGACAAAGAAGAAAGGAAAACAAGCGCGUGUGUGGGAGCUGUCUGGCGAUACGAAGAAUGCCACUAAUCUUGACUACUCUGGUGACAAAGACAAGUCGCAAGCGAAUGGUCGUGAUGAGGAAGAUUUGGCGUUUAUUAGUGAGCAACGUAAAUUCGUUGGUAAAUCUGCUGAACUGCAAGGGUUUUCUGAUGAAGAAAGUGACGGCGAAGAAGAAAUUGUGGCCACUAAAGCCAGCGGUGGAUGGUUUGGUGCAUUCAAGAAUUUAGUCGGUAACAAAAAGCUUACAGCUGAGGACAUACAGCCAGUCCUUGAGACGAUGAGGGAGAAUCUGAUUCUGAAGAAUGUGGCCGCGGAGCCAGCAGAUAAGAUCUGUCAGUCCGUCGAACGAAAGUUGGAAGGCAAGGUUGUUAGUACCUUUAGCCGAGUCAGCUCUGAAGUGAAGGAAGCUGUCAGGGAGUCUCUCACUCAGCUGCUUACUCCGAAACGUCGUGUUGACAUCUUGCGUGACAUUGCGGAGGCAAAACACGAAGGACGUCCAUAUGUGGUCGUGUUUUGUGGUGUGAAUGGAGUAGGCAAAAGUACCAAUCUGGCAAAGAUCACUUUCUGGCUCAACGAGAAUCACUUUCGAGUCCUUAUCGCUGCGGGAGAUACUUUUCGUGCUGGUGCUGUUGAGCAGCUGCGAACUCACACCAAACAUCUCAAUGCCCUUCAUCCAAAUUCGGUUCAACUAUUCGAACAAGGAUAUGGAAAAGAUUCGGCGAGUCUAGCUGCCGCUGCUAUCGGAAUUGCUGCAGAACGUGCCAUUGAUGUAGUAUUGGUCGACACUGCUGGUCGUAUGCAGGAUAACGAACCACUUAUGCGAGAGCUUGCGAAGCUGAUACGAAUAAACGAGCCAGAUUUAGUACUGUUUGUCGGUGAAGCACUAGUUGGAAAUGAAGCUGUGGAUCAACUGGUCAAAUUUAACCAAGCGCUUGCGGACAACGCAACUCCAGGAGCUGCUCCUCGUCUUAUUGAUGGCAUCGUACUGACUAAGUUCGACACUAUCGAUGAUAAGGUUGGGGCUGCAGUCUCUAUGGCUUACAUUACGGGACAACCGAUAGUCUUCGUUGGUUGUGGGCAGACAUACUCGGAUUUACGUAAUCUUAACAUUGGAGCAGUUGUUUCCGCUCUUCUCAAGUGA
Necator americanus (New World hookworm) is the source of this 1863-nucleotide messenger RNA. RefSeq lists its product as uncharacterized. Lineage: Eukaryota; Metazoa; Nematoda; Chromadorea; Rhabditida; Ancylostomatidae. Gene Ontology annotation, molecular function: signal recognition particle binding; GTP binding; ATP hydrolysis activity. Gene Ontology annotation, cellular component: endoplasmic reticulum membrane; signal recognition particle receptor complex. Gene Ontology annotation, biological process: SRP-dependent cotranslational protein targeting to membrane; intracellular protein transport. The record is from RefSeq and is a predicted model, not a curated record. Bases 1 to 1863 code for a protein of 620 amino acids. The transcript has a single exon.